AUGACCGCCUCUCUUCCAAUAACAUACAAGGCGGCGUUCUUCGAGAACAAAGGAACCGAGUUGACUCUCCGAGAAGCCGAGCUCCAACAACCCGGACCUGGCGAAAUUCUGGUAAAGGUCCUCGCCUGCGGUGUCUGUCACUCCGAUCGUUUUGUACAACAAGGCUAUCUAGGAGAUGUGUUUCCUCGUGUACCUGGGCACGAAGCAGUUGGAGACGUCGUCGCUGUCGGUGAGGGCGUUACCAAAUUCAAGAGAGGAGAGCGCGUCGGAGCGGCCUGGCAUGGAGGUCACGAUGGAUCAUGUCGGUCCUGCCAACGAGGAUUAUUCCAAACAUGCGGCAAUGCGACAAUCAACGGCGUGACUAUGGACGGUGGCUAUGCUGAAUAUGUCUUGUUACGUGCCGAGGCAGCAGUGCGAGUGCCUUCAGAUGCCGACCCGGCUGAGAUCGCUCCUCUCUUGUGCGCUGGAGUGACAGUGUUCAACGCCAUGCGAAACAUGGGUGUAAUUCAAGGCGGACUCGUCGCCAUUCAAGGCCUGGGAGGACUCGGCCAUCUGGCGCUGCAGUAUGCCUCCAAGAUGGGAUACACUGUCGUCGUGCUGAGCUCUGGAGCUGAAAAGAAAGACUUUGCGACGCAGCUCGGCGCGCAUCACUAUAUCGACACGAGCGCGGAAGAUGCAGCAGAGGCUUUACAAAAGCUUGGAGGCGCGGACAUGAUAGUGUCUACAGCACCUAAUAAGAAGGCUGUUAGCCCGCUCGUUGCGGGUCUGGCGUCUCUCGGAAAGUUGGUGGUACUCGCACCUCUUGGCCCUGUGGAGUUUGAUACGGUCACGAUGGUCAUGAAGGGUGCCAGCGUCCAUGGGUGGAAUUCGGGACAUCAGCAAGACUCGGAGGAUGCGAUUGCUUUUGCACAUACGCACGGUGUGAAGUGUAUUAUCGAGAAAUUUCCGUUCUUGACCGAAUACCGGGAGGCAUUCGACAAGAUGGCAAGUGGCAAGGUCCGCUUUAGGUCUGUGUUGACUUUGUAG
Molecule: messenger RNA, 1026 nt
Organism: Talaromyces amestolkiae
Lineage: Eukaryota; Fungi; Ascomycota; Eurotiomycetes; Eurotiales; Trichocomaceae
Exons: 2
Coding region: 1-1026 (341 amino acids)
Molecular function (GO): zinc ion binding; oxidoreductase activity
Source: RefSeq, a predicted model, not a curated record